Messenger RNA from Hirsutella rhossiliensis, 2097 nucleotides. RefSeq names its product fungal specific transcription factor domain-containing protein. The transcript has a single exon. Gene Ontology annotation, cellular component: nucleus. Lineage: Eukaryota; Fungi; Ascomycota; Sordariomycetes; Hypocreales; Ophiocordycipitaceae. Gene Ontology annotation, molecular function: DNA binding; DNA-binding transcription factor activity, RNA polymerase II-specific; zinc ion binding. The coding region runs from base 1 to 2097 and encodes 698 amino acids. The record is from RefSeq and is a predicted model, not a curated record. Gene Ontology annotation, biological process: DNA-templated transcription.
AUGAUCUCGGCCACCGAUGGCCGACAGCAUCUCCGUAUCGCCCCCAUCCUCUCCAUGCCUGAUGAAGCCGGCGGCCGACCGGCCAGGCCAUCGCGCUCGCGGCCCUGCGACACAUGCCGUCUGCGCAAGACGCGCUGCGUCAAGGAGGCGGCGCAGAGCCAGUGCGUCUUGUGCGCCUUUCACGGCCAGCGAUGCACCUUUUUGCGCGGGCCGCUGCCUCGUCAGCGUCAUCGCCAGCCGUUUCCUCGAGGCCAGCCGCCGCCGCAGCAGCAGAGUCUGGCCGUCUUGGGCGGAAACGACGACGACAUAGAUGUCGACGGCGAAUCGGAGCCGUCUACGAGCCGAACCUCGUCCGGCAAUCGCCUUGGAGGCUACGACGACAUCGACAACGGCGGUGGCGCUCUCUCGCCUCCCAAAUACGCACUGCCCCGGGCGGGCUCGUCGGUAGAUGCCAGCCUUGCAGACGUGUCUAGCUUCGCGUCGCCAGCCAAGUCCCGGCGGCGACCGAGCGAGUCGGACCAUGAUGUUGCCGACGACGACGAUGACUGGCGCAUAUCUCCGCCAGCAAUCCUCAACGACACUCUAGGCUUGGAUCCGACGACGCACGCUGAAUACGUCGGCCCAACCGACUACCGCGACCCCAUCCUGCUCGAUCUCCAUCGCCCCCCGCCUCCAUCCUCCUCGGACACCCCCCCGGACCCGGCCCCGUCCGAGCUGGCUCGCCGUCUCGACGACCAGACCAUCUUCAUCGUCCGCCCCGACGAGGCGGCGGCAUCCGAAGCCCAGCGCAUCGCCGACCUCGACGCCAUCGAAGCCACCGUCCACCCCCACGGACCGACCCUCGUCGACCUCUACUUCCGAAUCGUCCACCCCAGCUUCCCCAUUCUGCACAAGCACGUCUUCGUCAGCAAGCAUCGUCUUUCCCAUCGCCACUUUGCCCCUUCGCUCCUUGCCGCCGUCUACCUCGUCGCCCUCGACUGGCGGCUCUACGAUAGCGUCUUGGCUGGGCGCCAGGCCGAGGCCAUGCCUGACGCGGUUGCCCUUGAAAGGCUGGCCGAGCGCACCGUCAGCCAGGACAUGCGCCGGCCCAAGCUCAGCACCGUCGAGGCCGGCCUGCUGCUGCUCCAACGGCACCGCCGCGUCACCGAACCCGCCGGUGUCGCCACGUCUGGUCGUGCGUUUGCCGCGCAGAUGGUGGCCAUGGCCCAGGACCUCGGGCUCCAUCUCGAUUGCAGCUCCUGGUCCAUCCCGGUCUGGGAGGUUGGCCUACGCCGGAGGCUCGCUUGGGCUCUCUACAUGCAGGACCGCUGGGGAGCCCUUGUCCACGGCCGUCCUUUCUUCUUGCACGACGACGACUGGGACGUAAGGCCGUGUGCCGACUCCGACUUCCCCGAGCUCGAUCCCGGCCAGAGCCGCGAUGCGGCCGUCGACGUGGACGUUCGGAUGGGAUGGGAGAUAUUUGUCCGCCACAUUGAGCUGGCGCACAUGCUCACGGAAGUUGUUUCCGUCUUCUACAGCCCGAAGGCCACGCGCGUCGGGGGCACGCUGGAUCGUGUAGGGGUAACAGGCGCGCUCGAGCUGGCCCAGCCUUUUGUCCUGCACCUCCGAGAAUGGUCGUCGGCCUUGCCCGACACUCUGCGGCUCGAGAACAAGCCGCGAGGCAAGCUCUGUGCCAACGGGUCCCUGCACCUAGCCCACGUCUCGAUCGAGAUUGCCAUCCACCGCGCCCUAGUUCGGACGCUGACACCGCACACGACCGAGGCCCUCCGUAGCGCCGUCCGCUCGGCGGCGCAGGUCAAUCUGCGGGCGGCGACGGAGCUCCUGACGUCGCUGGAGCCCGAGCACACGGCGGCGUUUUGGGGCCGAGCCGCCGCCCACCAAGUGGCCCACGUCGGGUCGCUGGCCGCGCUGCUCUGGGCGACGGCGGAGACGACGGACGAGAUGGCCUGGUGCGCAGCGCGGGUCGGCGAGCUCCGGUGGGCACUCCGUGUGCGCGGCCAGGCAGCGCCGUUUGCGCGCGAGGCACUGCGUCUGCUCGAGCACGACAUUGGCGGCUUUGGCGUCGUAAGGGACGGGCCGGAGACGCUAUUGAGAUGA